Tyto alba (common barn owl) is the source of this 8575-nucleotide messenger RNA. RefSeq names its product immunoglobulin superfamily DCC subclass member 3 (gene IGDCC3). The transcript is spliced from 14 exons. Gene Ontology annotation, cellular component: axon; plasma membrane. NCBI's taxonomy places the organism in Eukaryota, Metazoa, Chordata, Aves, Strigiformes, Tytonidae. Gene Ontology annotation, molecular function: protein binding. The coding region runs from base 249 to 2579 and encodes 776 amino acids. Gene Ontology annotation, biological process: axon guidance; cell-cell adhesion. The record is from RefSeq and is a predicted model, not a curated record.
ACGGAGGGGAGCAGCGCUGAAAUCCGCUUUUUGCCUGUUUGUUUGUUUGGGUUUGUUUUUUUUGUGUUGUUUUUUUUUUUUUUUUUUUUCCCUUUUAACCUUGCCUUCCCCCCCCCCCCCCCCCCUCCCGCCUCUUUUCCCUCAACUGGGGGGUGGGUCUCUCCUGGCCUCCCUCUUUCCCUCCCUCCUGCGCGGGCUGCUCCCUCCCCGUGGGGCGCAGGGAGGCGAGCCCGCCCGCCCGGGAUGCCAUGGCUCCGCCGGGCUCCGCGCUGCCCGCCUGCCUGCUGGGGCUGCUGCUGCUCGGCUGCCGCGGAGAUUUUGGCCAUUCCUCCGAGCUGGCAUUCGUUGUGGAGCCUAGCGAUGACAUAGCUGUGCAGGAGCAACCCUUGAUCCUCUACUGCCAGGUGGAGGGCAUCCAGCCCAUCACCAUCACAUGGCGGAAGAAUGGCGUGAUGAUCGUGGACAGUGAGAAUGCCUUUAUGUUGGCCAACGGGUCGCUCUACGUCUCCCGCUUCCAGAGGGUCCGGGGAGAUGGGUCCUCGGAUGAAGGCGAGUACGAUUGCACGGCACAAAACCACUACGGGCUGGUGGUGAGCCGGAAGGCGAAGAUUCAGGCGGCGACGAUGUCUGACUUCCACAUCCACCCUCAAAACGCAGUGGUGGAGGAAGGUGGUGUAGCGAGAUUCCAGUGCCAGAUCCACGGCUUGCCUGAACCAGUCAUCCUCUGGCAAAAGAAUCGCAUGCCGGUCAACACAGACAACGAAAGGUACACACUGCUUCCCAAAGGGGUCCUGCAGAUUACGGGACUGAGGGCAGAAGACAGUGGGAUUUUUCACUGCGUUGCUACCAAUAUUGCUAAUGUGAAGUUCAGCCGGGAGGCCAGACUUACCGUGUCAGGCUCCCAUUCCACUGUUUACAAGGACCCCAUGAUUCUCGUCGGUCCAGAGAACCUCACGCUGACGGUGCACCAGACCGCUGUGCUGGAGUGCAUUGCAACAGGCAACCCCCGGCCCAUCGUCUCCUGGAGCCGCCUAGACGGCCGCCCGAUCGGUGUGGAGGGGAUCCAGGUGCUGGGGACAGGAAAUCUCAUGAUCUCGGACCUCACCGUGCAGCAUUCUGGCAUCUACGUGUGCGCCGCGAACAAACCCGGCACUCGGGUGCGCAGGACGGCGCAGGGCAGGCUCGUUGUACAAGCCCCCGCAGAGUUUGUGCAGCAUCCCCAGUCCAUUUCCAGGCCUGUGGGGACUACUGCCAUCUUCACGUGCGUGGCCCAAGGGGAACCACCCCCCCAGAUCACUUGGCUGAGGAACGGGCAGAUCCUGGAGACCAGCGACCACAUCAAGCUGAAGAAUAACAACAGCACGCUCUCCAUCUACGGGAUCAACCAGGCGGAUGAAGCCAUCUACCAGUGCAUCGCCGAGAACAGCGCCGGCUCCACGCAGGCCAGCGCUCGCCUGACGGUCCUGUGGGCAGAUGGGCUGCCCGGUCCUCCGCAGAGCGUGAAGGCUGAAACAGUCUCUGCAACCACCAUCCAAGUGUCUUGGGAAGAGCCUCUGCAGAACACCAAGGAGAUCAUCGGCUACGUGCUGCACAUUCGGAAAGCUGCAGAUCCUGUAGAGAUGGAGUAUCAGGAGGCUGUUAGCAAGAGCACCUUCCAGCAGCUAGUGACUGAUUUAGAGCCCUCGACCAGCUAUAGCUUCUAUAUAAAGGCUUACACCUCCCGGGGUGCCAGCAAAGCCUCAGAAGUCACAGUGGUGAGCACGCUGGGAGAAGUCCCAGCCAUGCCAUCCCUCUUUAUUAAAGUCAUUAACAGCACUGCCAUCCAGGCUACGUGGGAGCCCUCCAUCAAACUGGGCCAGCACGAAGGCUUCAAGCUGUAUUACCGCAAAGUCCACCUCUCCCACUACACAGGUCCAGUGCUACUGCCCAGCAACGUGACAGCGUACAACAUUACCCACCUGGAUGCGUCGGUGGUGUAUGAAGUCAAGCUCCUCGCCUAUAACCAGCACGGGGAUGGAAAUUCCACUGUCCGCUUCGUGUCCUUGAGGGAGACCGUGGAGAGGACAGUGCUGAAUCCCCCGUGCGACUGCAUGAAGGACGAGCAGAACAACAAAACUUCCACGACCGGCAUCAUCAUUGGGAUCCACAUCGGCGUCACGUGCAUCAUAUUCUGCGUCCUUUUCCUCAUGUUUGGGUACAGAGGAAGGCUGCUGAUGUGCAAAAACGUGCAGGAGCAGCUGUCAACCCCGCAGAUCCCCAGGAGUCAGCGGAGCACCGCGGGCCUCGUCCUGAACGGGGCCACUCGCAGGGACAGGGACGAGCGGGACUUGAAUGGAAAGCAGCUGGACAUGAACGAGCUGGAGAGGUUGUUCCCAGCACCCGCGUCCCAGGAGCAGCAGGAUAAGGGAAUAACGUUGGCUCACAGCCCGCCGGCCACCCACACCACCACCCAGCUAUCCGCACUCCCUCUGGAUGAGUUCAGCAUCAUCGAGGAGCGGCCAGACCCCCUCCCGAAAAGCCCCCGCGGCGGCAGCCCUGCUGCUCCGGCUCCCGACCACGGUGCCGCCAAUGAAGGAUAAAACUGCCAAGACUCGAACCCUCUUGUAGGAGUUACCAGAAACCAAACCCACGGCUGGUGAUGUCUUUACAACGAGUCGUCAAUCUCAGGUCAAUUGAAGAUUUCUACGGUCUGAUUGUUAUUUUUUUGUUUUGCUUUAUUUUUAUAUAUAUAUAUAAAUAUAUAUAUAUGUAUACAGCCUUUUGGAAACUCUGUGAAGUUUAUCUUUCUGACCUCUCUCGGGCAUCUCGAUGUGUUUCUUCCGAUGACAGCUUUAUCGAGACUGGUCACGAUGAAUUUUCCCCACAGCUGCUAAGUAAAAGACUCCCUGGCAGAGUUUGGCGAAUUCUCCCAUCUCUGACAGACUGGGGAUAUGGUGGAGCCUCCUUCUCUUGGCAUCCCAGACUUUUUCCUGAUCAGCAGCUUUAGGACUACUUUUUGGAUCUAUUUUUUAUUUCCAGAAGACUGGAUUCGGAGAAAUCCUUCUAACUUGACUCCAAAAAUCGAGGCCCGGGAAGGCUGUCUCUCCGUGGAUUUGAUGAUUUUGUACACUUUCACUAUUUCUCAGGAUACUUUUUUUGCUGAUUGACUCUAAAUAAUAUGAAAAAAAGAAAAGAAAAAAAAAAAAAAAAAAAAAAAGAGUGUGUGUGUCAAAGGAUGCCUGAGGGCUACUGAAAGACUUGGACAGACAACCCGAGUGAACUCAGAACCUACCUCAACCGGAAUGAAUGUCUUCUGGGAAGCAGAAAUACCUGCGUCUUCCUUCGUGUUCAAAAAACAAGUAGCGUAGCACUUGGUCAGUACAAGUUUGGUCCUACCUCAGCAGUCACGCUCUGUACCUGCCGCCUUGGUGGUUUUGUUGUCGUCGUUCCCAUGUAAAGCACUUCCAAACCUUUGAAAGCAAUGUUCUACCUCAAGCGUGCUAGAAACUCGUGUGUGUGUGGGUGUGUGUGCGUCUCCGUCCUCUCCUCUCCCCCAAUUCCUGCCUCUCCCACCCAGCCCCACGCGAAGCAAGAUGCUUCACUAGUGUUAUGAGCUUUACUUCUAGGCACGUAGCGGGGCUCCGGUGUGAUUUCUGCGUGGCGGAGAUUCGUGUCAUGGUUUUCUACUUUAAAGAUUGUUGGGGCCGUCACAGGCACGCGGCUUGAUGCCCCAUGGUUCUCGAUGCACCGUCGCUCUUGCAGGGCUGAUUUGGGUGCUGGUGGUGGCUGCUUGGGUCCAUCCUGGGUGUAUUCGGGAUGGAGCGGGGCGCACGGGAUGCUCGGAUGCCAGCGCUGGGGGCCAGGGCACCCUCCUGCCCCAUCAGCGUGCCGCUCCCCAAGGCUGCUUCUCAGCAGGAUGAGUUACAGCACGUGCCAGCACGAGCAGCAGAACGCACCCCUGGGAGGUGGCAACCUGGCUGUCACCGUCUUGUCCCUUCAAAGCCCAGCCUGCCAGCAGGAGCCCCUAUGGGGGGGACCCUGAUACAGCACUUCCCAAACCUCUUGAGAUGCUACUGAGCUGCCCCCAGUGCAUUUCCAGCUAGCAGGAGAUCACGCAAAGAGCGAGCUGAGCCGAAAAGGGCUCCCUUCCCUGGGAGGGAUGAAGCGAGGAGGGCUCCCGGGCAGCGAUGCAGAGCGGGGCUCCGUGCCAGAGGAUGCUGGGGGGCUGCUGGCAGCCCCCCGUUCCCCAUGCCCAGGGUGGGCAGAGGAGCUCCGACACCAAAGAGAGGGUUUGUGUGUGACCCCCCACCACCACCACCACCACCUCCAGAGACCAAGCACCAACCUGCCACCGUGGUUUUCGGGUUUUCCUGGUGUGGUGCAGCCUUGUGAGUCGCUGUGUGACCGGUGUCAUCCGUGGGGUGGGAUGGGGACAUGAAUGGGGCACAGGGACGUCGGCCAGCCGGUGCCGGAGGGCAGCCCUUUCCCCGCGGCGCGGGUUGGUGAAAACCGGGUGAAUGUGUAGGUUUGAACUCUUUAUAUAGGUGGUGGUAAAUCAAUUUGCAAGGACAGGUGAAAGGAAUCAGGAAAGGAAAUGAGUUUAAGUUUAAAAAAGUAAUAAUUGUAUUUUUUUAAAUGGUACCAGUGGGAGAGUCCCUUGUGUCAGAAAUGUCCCCCAUCACCUUCCCAUUUGGCAACGGGAUGCUACCGAUAAUUGUGUAAAUAAUACAAUAUACAGGACGAUCAGGCAAACAUCUCUUCCCCCCACUGCUGUGUCCUGGGGCUGGGCUGGGCUAGCUGUGAGCAGGACUCUGUCCUUCCAGAUCAAAUCAUCCAGCUUGGCCCUAGCAGAUGGAAUCACAUUGACCUCGAGAGCAAGGAGCUGUUGAGGCUCGGUGUUCGUAGUCCCCUCCCAUUAAAAUUCCUCCUCCUCUUGGCAACUUGCAGGAGAGAAAAAAAGUGAAGGGGUAAACUUACGUAUCAAACCCUCACAUAGCUUCUCCCCACCCCACCAAAGAGGCCAUCAGACUGAUUCCUGCUCACAUCUACCGCGGGGGGAUGCGCCUUCCCGCGCGGUGCUGGACCUGGAGGUGGCCUGGGAAGGGACCGCGGGGGACAGCGCUGGUGGCACCACGCAAGACCAGUAACACAGCCCAGCCCAGCGUGGGAGCUGGAGGAUGCUGGGGCUUGGAAAGGGCAGGAGGGAGGAAGAGAUGCCAAAUGGUUUGAGUUAUAACCUCACAUCAAAGAAAUCCCAAUCUCCUCCUGCCAUCCCGCUCCAGCUCAGCUUUUCUUUCCUUUUUUUUUUUUUUUUUUUUAUUUUUAUUAUUUUGUGUGUGUAACGCCGACGUUCACAUUGAAUAAGUACUGUUGCCAAAGUGAACACAGAAUUUAGACUAGCUUUCGGCUCAGACUUCCUGGAGCUGUGAACAUGCUAUUAAUUUAAUAUCAUAUUAUUGUGAUAUUGUAAUAGUAACAAGUAUUUGUCACUACUUCCUUUUAUUAAAGGGAAAUGCUGUGCCAUUUGACUAGUUGAAAUACAAUAGUAUGUCAAGAAUAGAGCUUUUUCUUUUUUUUUUUUUUUUAAUUAUGCAGAAAUGUGAGGGCUUAAACCAAUGCAGGUUAUGUGUUGGUUUGAGACGGUUGAAGAUGGAUGUAAAUCUUUAAAGACUAUUUUUUAGAUGGUUAGCUUUUCCUCUUUUUUGGGGUUUCUUUUCUGCUCUUGUCAAUCCGUACCACUGGGACCUAACGUAGACGGUUGUGGCACAUCAGCCCCCGAAGGGAUGAGGCUGAAGUCUGGAGAUCCAGCAGGAGGACGUGGUCUUCCCUGAAUUAUCCAAGCCUCCCAAGUCCACAAAAUUGGGCAAAAACCCCCUCAAAGUGGCACAUUCUGGCUUUGUGCUGUGGAGUACCUCUAGCAGCUACUUAGCUGGAGGUGACACGUAACAGCCCCUUUUGCCGUUCACUGAUGCCUGAGCCAGGCUGGAGGCAAAACUGUGUCGAUCAAAAACUUGGGAAAACAUCACCUGGAGUACGUCUAGCCUUUAAUCUGUAAAACAAGAAGGAAAAAAGAAGUGAAAAAAAAAAAAGAGCUUGUGUUUGGCUUCAGCAUGGGGGACAGCUUCAGGUCUGUCCUUAGUUCAUCCAAACUGCUGCCCUGUAUUUGAGUGAAACAGCUAGAUUUUUGUUCUGUGCUUGGGGCACGAUUGUACUUGGGUAGACGUGUUGUACUUGGCUACACGUUGUACUUGGCUACACGUUGUACUUGGAUACACUUUGUACUUGGGUUCAUGUUGUACUUGGGUACACGUACUGGGGUACACGUUGUACUUGGGUUCAUGCUGUACUUGGGUAGACAUGUUGUACUUGGCUAUACGUUGUACUUGGGUACACGUGUUGUACUUGGCUAUACGUUGUACUUGGGUACACGUUGUACUUGGGUAGACAUGUUGUACUUGGGUACAUGUUGUACUUGGGUAGAUUUAGGACUGCAGGUCCCCAUGUGCUGCCGGUCGUUUGGAUGCAGUUUUACAGGCGUCAAAAAUGCUCAAGUCUUCCAUGAUGCCGUAUCUGUUUUCAUGGCAUCAGAGGCCUCUUCAAAAGAAUCACCUUCAGGCGUAGGCCAGGUUGUUGAUUGACCAGGAGCAUUUCUACUCUUGGAGCAUGUCCCCGUGCCUCUGGUGGCAGCUGCUGUGGCAGCAUCCCAGGAGGGACGAGCCCUCCAGAGCCUUGAGGCAAAGCUCUGCUGCAGCCACGACGCAAACCCACCGGCCACCAAACCCACCCCUCGGGGCCAGAAAUGGGAUGGGGGGGAUGCGUCUGUGGGGCGGUGCCAUAGCAAAGGGUUCCAGGCAUUGUUUUAAGUACCCAGACCAGAGGGCCAGACCAGCCAGACUGUCCCAGGGUCGUUAUCGGUGCCUUGCACCGUCCUUGCCCACGUGCCAGAGAUCAGGUAAUGGCAGGUGUUCCCUUCGUCCCGAUAAUUCAUUUAUACACCUCAAAUAUUUAAGCAACAGCUUGCCAGAUUUCUUAUUUCUUUCUUUUUGUCCCCCUUCUCUUGAUGGGAGGAAUCAGAGUUUUAUCCAGAGAUCAAACUGCUGGAAAACCAGCAGGUGUGGGAUCCAGCACAAGCCACUGGCAACUGCCCGCGUUUGGGGUAGGAAUUUCAUCCUCUAGUAUUUUUCCAAGCAUAUAAUUCCACUAAUUCAACUUGAUGCCUUUUCUGGGCAGAUCCAAAAAAACCCUCUUGCUUUUCUGGCUGUGGUGAGAUGAACUUACAGCAAGGAAUAAAGUAUCCAAAACCUGAUUUUUUUUUUUUUUUUUUUGUAACCCAUAAUGGGCACAACCUAUUCUUGGAGCUCUCAAGUUUACCAGAGAUGGCUGCUACCUCAGGGAUAGUAUCCACAUUGUCUUUAGUUGAACAGGGAAUAGUUUUAUGCUGUGACAGGGUAUUUUCAUGCUGUUGGAUUCAGGUAUUUAUUUGUCUACCGUAUUUUUCUUCUUCCUUGUUUUGUAAAGAUGCUGAUGUAUUUAAGUGCUGGACCAGUUUGGGAAUUUUAAAGCUUCCACCCAGAAUUAUACCAAGGGACUGUAUGUUUUAAGUUGGCAAUAAAAGCGGAGAGAAGCUGUGAAGCGGUGUUGCUUCUGGAUGAUGAAGGGAAGGUUUUCGCUGCCCGUGGAGGUAUUCCUCUGGGACAACCAUCCCAGGGCAUUUCAGGGGGAUUGAUGCAGUGGCUGAGCCCUCUCUGAGCUGACUGACAGCACUUAAAUCUGGGAAGAUCAGUUAAAAAAAGGAAAUUAAAAGCUUAUGAAAACAAACGGCAGCGGCAUGGGGGUUUGCUCCUUAGUUACUUCAUCUGUGCAAACAGCAUUUGGAAAUCUAUCCCUCCCUGUGCUGCGCCAGUGAAGGCAGAUUAAAGAUCCUAUCUAGCAACCUGAUGCCUGCUCAUUUAUUUCCCUCACCCGCCAAAUUAAAAAAAAAAAAAAAAAAAGGAAAGGAAAGGGACGGUGCUUGGGCUGGAGCUGCGGGCGGGGAGGUGGUGACGUGUGAAGCACCAGCAUCAGCCUCGGCACCAAAACCCACCGUACCGCUGGAAAUCAGGGCAACGACUCCGGGUUUCCUCUGGGAGCAGAGUCUGAGCCUCAGCGGCGGGUAGCAAGAAGGGACGGGGCCGGUGCAAAGCCCAGCGACUUGGGGAAAAGCCUGAUUUCAUGGGGCUUUGGAUCAGGGUCUUACUUACAAAGCAAAGAGGGAUUUUUACUUUGAUCGUAUUUCCAUCAGUUAAACUUUGCAAUAUCUUUACUUCUGUAAUAAAGACAAUGCUAAACCUUUGUCCCAGUCCUCUUCGGGAAUCAACCGUUAAGAGUAAUAUUAAAAACCCAAAUUGCAAAGCACUUUUCUACUGUUUAUUUUCUACGUUUCUUACUUUGAACUGUCUUGAUAUUUGAAAUCCCACUGAUCCUACGAUUGUUAGCUCUGUAUAAAAAAAAAAAAAAAAUAAAAUAAAACCCAGGUUUUUUUUGUAGUUUGCUCUGUUUAGAUUUUAGCCUGUGGCUACUUGUACAAGAAAAAUAAAGCUAGAGUAAAUGAGCUCAA